This is a messenger RNA of Mus pahari (shrew mouse), 2280 nucleotides long. It is a transcript of the gene Dennd6b, whose product is annotated as DENN domain containing 6B. The record is from RefSeq and is a predicted model, not a curated record. Gene Ontology annotation, cellular component: recycling endosome. Bases 378 to 1844 code for a protein of 488 amino acids. The transcript is spliced from 21 exons. Lineage: Eukaryota; Metazoa; Chordata; Mammalia; Rodentia; Muridae. Gene Ontology annotation, molecular function: guanyl-nucleotide exchange factor activity.
UGCCCUGGGCGCGCUUCUCUGCCUGGCUGGAGUGCGUGUGCGUGGUCACCUUCGAUCUGGAGCUGGGCCAGGCGCUAGAGGUGACCCUUCCUUAUUGAAGGCAAAAAGUGGCCCAUUGAUGCAUUCAUUCAUCAACCAAUCAAGUUCUGAGCAGCCACCACCAGACAGGUCCUGCUGUGUCUAUGCUCAGCUCAUGGUUCAUAAAAGCAAAAGCAAAUGUAGCCUCUUGCCCUGCAGGAGUUAACCUUUGCUAGAAACACAGGCUAGUCUACCCAAGUGAUUUCCGGCUCACAGACAAGGAGAAAAGCAGCAUCUGCUACCUGGCCUUCCCAGACUCGCACUCAGGGUGCCUGGGAGACACUCAGUUCAGUUUCCGUAUGCGUCAGUGUGGGGGACAAAGGAGCCUCUGGCAGGUGGAUGAUCGGUUGUAUAACAACAAGGCCCCCUUGGCAUUGCAGAGGGAGCCAGCACACUACCUGGGCUAUGUGUACUUCAGACAGGUGAAGGACAGCUCUGUGAAGAGGGGCUACUUCCAGAAGUCUUUAGUGCUGGUGUCCCGCCUGCCGUUCGUCCGGCUGUUUCAGUCACUCCUAAGCCUGAUUGCCCCUGAAUACUUUGAGAAGCUUGCACCCUGCCUGGAAGCAGUUUGUAAUGAGAUUGACCAAUGGCCAGCGCCGGUGCCUGGGCAGACCCUGAACCUACCUAUCAUGGGAGUCGUCAUUCAGGUGCGCAUCCCAUCCAGGGUGGACAAGCUAGAAUCCACUCCUCCAAAGCAGUGUGAUCAAGAGAACCUGCUGCCAGCUCCAGUCGUCCUCACUAGUGUCCAUGAACUGGAUCUGUUUAGGUGCUUCCGGCCAGUGCUAACCCACGUGCAGACCCUGUGGGAGCUCAUGCUUCUUGGGGAGCCCCUAGUGGUCCUGGCACCCUCUCCCGACGUGUCUUCAGAGCUGGUACUAGCCCUAACCAGCUGCCUCCAGCCUCUGAAGUUCUGCUGUGACUUCCGCCCCUACUUCACCAUUCACGACAGUGAGUUCAAGGAGCUCACAACUCGAACCCAGGCUCCACCAAACGUGGUCCUGGGAGUCACAAACCCUUUCUUUAUCAAAACACUCCAGCACUGGCCUCAUGUCCUUCGAAUUGGGGAACCUAAGAUGUCAGGGGACCUACCAAAGCAGGUCAAGCUUAAAAAACCCUCCCGGCUGAAGACCCUCGACACCAAGCCAGGCCUCUACACCUCCUAUACUGCCCACCUCCACCGGGAUAAAGCGCUGUUUAAACGACUGCUCAAGGGCAUACAGAAGAAGCGGCCAUGGGAUGUGCAGAGUGCCCUGCUCAGGCGGCACCUUCUAGAGCUCACACAGAGCUUCAUCAUACCUCUGGAGCACUACAUGGCCAGCCUCAUGCCACUCCAGAAGAACAUCACACCCUGGAAGAGCCCUCCGCAGAUCUGCCCCUUCCGCCAGGAAGAUUUCCUGCGAAGCCUGGAGCACGCGGGACCCCAGCUCACCUGCAUCCUCAAGGGUGACUGGCUGGGCCUCUACAGGCGGUUUUUCAAGUCCCCCCAUUUUGAUGGCUGGUAUCGGCAACGACACAAAGAGAUGGCCCAGAAGCUGGAGGCUCUGCACCUGGAAGCUAUCUGUGAGGCGAACAUCGAGGCUUGGAUGAAGGACAAGUCUGAAGUAGAAGUGGUCGACCUGGUCCUGAAACUUCGGGAGAAGCUGGUGCGGGCACAGGGCCACCAGCUCCCUGUGAAGGAGGUGACACUGCAGCGGGCUCAGCUGUACAUUGAUACAGUUAUUGGCUCCCUGCCCAAGGACCUGCAAGCAGUCCUGUGCCCUCCCUAGGACAGGGCCAACCUGUGUGGUCCUGGGGGUGGGGGUGGGGCUGUCUGCCAAGUUCCCUCUCCCUUGAAAGGCAGGCCUCCAAGCUGGGGCUCCCAGCCUUAGGCUCCUACCUCGGCUUCAGCCCCCUCCCAGAACCACCCUUGUCCCAGCAGUAAAAUGACAUUUGGAAUGACAGUCUGGUCCCUGACUAUUGGAGGAUUCUGUGCUGGCACUGCCUCGCUUCUUCCUGGGCCCCACCUGUCCUCCACAGCUGGAGGUGGGAGUGGCCUGGUAGCCCUCACUGAUGUAGGUGGCUUCACCACCUGCUGCCUCCUGGCUCCAUCUGCCCGCACUCCAGGGUGCCUUGUGUUGGGGGUCCUUUAGCCCAGCAGGCUUCCCCGCCCAGAGAAGAGGGAGGCAGCUGCCAGGGCCAGCCCCUUUCCUUUACACCCCACUU